Nicrophorus vespilloides is the source of this 3525-nucleotide messenger RNA. RefSeq names its product dyslexia-associated protein KIAA0319-like protein. Lineage: Eukaryota; Metazoa; Arthropoda; Insecta; Coleoptera; Silphidae. The transcript has 7 exons. Bases 166 to 3072 code for a protein of 968 amino acids. The record is from RefSeq and is a predicted model, not a curated record. Gene Ontology annotation, cellular component: plasma membrane; cytoplasmic vesicle.
AAUGUCAAGUUUGCAUAAAUCGCUGUUUCAAUGCCAUCAAAUUAUCCGUAUUGUAUUGUUUAUUUAGCGCAAUAACGUAUAAUAUGCGCUGCAUCUUACGUAUUUAAACUACAGUUUUUAAUACUUGUGAUUGUAAUAAUUAUAGUACCUUAAGGUAAUUCAAUUAUGAUUUUUAAGGGCAUUAUUGGUAUUGUUCUGCUGCUCACAGUGGCGAACACCCAAUUGUACACAGAAAACAAACCGAACGUUCAUUUGCUUUGCCCACAACUGUAUCACAGAGUAUUUCGUGGGUGUAUACCUAGGGGCAACACAACUGCAGGGAAAUACAGUGAAAUUAAUGACGUGAAAACAGCCAAAGAGUGUGUCUAUGCUUGUUGUGUAAAAGAAGAAUGCAAUGUGGCUUUUAUGACCACCACAAAGUGCUUCCAUAUAGAGUGUGCUAGCAAUGAACUUUGUGUUCCUGUGCAAAAUCCAAAUAUUGAUGAAAUAGAUCAGCACAUUAGUAUGGUCCUUGUGAGGCCAGCACCUGGACAAGAGAGUUGGAAAGAUGUGUUUGAAGAUCAAGCUGAAAUUUCCACUGAACAUAUUGGCCGUGAAAUGUACAACAUGAUAAAUAAUAGACCUACAAAUCACUAUGAUGAUGUCUACAAAGACCUCCUGCAAUUAAGUGAAUCAGCCUUAGAUUACAACACUGCUUGCAGUGUUGGUAUUGGUGCCAGCUGCAUUGAAAAUGAAGAGUGUGUACAGAAUUAUCCUACUUCUAGAGCAGGAACUUGUAAAUGCAAAGUGGGAUUCUUGAGGAACCAUGAUGGUCUUUGCUCAUUACCAAUAUUAAAAGACGCAGCCAUAAAAGGAAACAUCAUAGAUGACAAUGAUACUGUUUUAAUUGCUAAAAAACAGUUGAUGCUGACGGCUGAAUCUAAAGAGGUGAAAUUACCCGAAAACGAAGUUAGUUUGGUCGCUGUUGUCAAUCCGCUACCGACGGCUGGUGAAAAGUUUAAUUAUGAAUGGACAUCACUAAGGAAGCCUGAAGGCAGUGGAGCUGUUAAGAUUCAGAAGGCUGAGAUCCUGCACUUGACGAAGUUAUCCGAAGGAUUGUAUACAUUCAAAGUUAACGUUUCUAGUGAAGAUGCAUAUGGCGAAACCUUCGUCAAUGUUACUGUUUUGCCACCGUCGAGAGUUAAUAAACCGCCGCAGAUUAUCAUCACCCCAGCCAAUCAGACAAUCAAAUUACCAAAUACCGGAGCCGUCUUGGAUGCAUCUUCUUCCACCGAUGAUAAUGGUAUCGUUUUAUAUCAUUGGGAAUUACAACAAGGACCUGUUGGUUAUCAACCUCAGUUAGCGGAUGCUCCGACUCUACAGCUGAAGGAUCUAACGAGACCGGGAAAUUACACAUUUAAAUUAACAGUAACCGAUACGGAUAAGGCGAUUAGCACUAGUACGGCCAAUAUAACGGUGCUGAAAGUCAAAGAUUAUCCACCAGACGCGAACGCCGGACAAGAUGUAAUCAUCUACCUGCCGAAGAAUCAAAUAACGUUGAAUGGCAAUCUGAGCACUGACGACCAUAUGAUCACCACAUGGGAAUGGACCAAGAGCUCGGACGACGCCGACAAAGCCGUUGAUAUGCAGGACACCCGCACACCGUACCUAAGGUUGUCAGAUCUGGAGAAAGGCGUGUACACCUUUCAGUUAAAAGUCACGGAUAGCGCUAAUCAGAGCAGUACAGCUAGCGUUCACGUAUUCGUUAAACCGCCAACAAAUCAACCUCCUAUCGCAAGAGCCGCAGAUAACAAUAUCACAAUAAGUUUACCGCAAACGUGGGUGGUUUUGGACGCCAGCAACAGCACGGACGAUAACCACAUCGUUUCUUACAAUUGGGAGAAGCUGAAUGGCCCUUCUAAAGUGGCAUUUGUAAAUGCUUCGACUCCAAUCACCAAUGUUACUAAUCUCACCAAAGGACUGUACGUUUUUCGCGUCAAUGUCACUGACGAUGAUACUAACCAAGCCUCCGCUAUCCAAUACGUUAUAGUUAAUCAAAACAAGAAUCAGAAACCUACGGCAAACGCAGGAGGUAAUUUCGAGCUGGAACUGCCCAGAAACGUCGCCUACCUCAAUGGCACAAAGUCGAGCGAUGAUUGGGCUAUUGUUAAGUGGCAAUGGACUCGCGUGGACUCCUCAUUAGCUGCAGGAAGAAUCGCUGAAGAUUCAGACAAAUCAUCGAUUCUCAUCCUAUCCGAUCUCGUUCCCGGCAAAUACAUUUUCAAUUUAUCCGUUUCUGAUGAGCAAGGUUUGUCCGACGUGGACAGCAUCACCUUGACUGUAAAGAAUGACGGAAAACUUUUUUACAUGGUCGACAUGACCGUUGAUUACAAUGUUAAGACAUUAAACGAGGCCAGGUAUAGGACUCUGGUCGGAAAAUUGGCUCUACUCGUGCAGGACAAUAUGAAGCUGCAGGUGCGCGAACUGAAGCAGCAGACAGGAACUGGAAAAGCUAUUAUCAGUUUUUACGUGGAGGAUGCCGAAGGAAAGCCGGUUGAUGCCAACGAAGUUGUCAAACACUUGAGAGAAAAAUUGAAAGUCGACGCUGGUUUGUUGGGUUUCUCUGUUUCAUUACAGACUGCAAUUUGCCAGAACAAUUGUUCAGGACACGGAGUUUGCGAAGAAAUCAGUCGUAAAUGCAUAUGCGAAGCUUUUUGGAUGCAGGAUCUGUUUAAAGUGUAUUUGCAAAAAGACGUGGAUUCCGAUUGCAGCUGGAGCAUCCUAUACGUGGUAUUAGGACUGAUUUGCUCCGUAAUUGCUUUCAUUGGUAUAAUCUGGGGAUUGGUGUACCUCUGCUUUAGCUUCUGCUCGUACAAGAACAUGCACAAACCGCAAACCUAUAAACUAAUAGAAGAUACCGAAGAUAUGCCACCAUAUCAUCCGAGGAAACCAGAUUUGACGGACACGGACUCUGAAUCGGAUACGCUUUACGAGAUUUCGCGUGGCAAAGGGCGGUUCGGAGGCGAAAGUAAGAACGGGUAUAAACCAGGAAGGAACGCGUUCGGGAAGAGCCGCAGGGGAGUAAAAGCGUAAUCGUCGAGCAUCAUACUUAUUAAAUAUGCGUGUGCCUGCAUUUUCCAUUUCCUAUUCGUUUAGUCCGGCUGAAAUUGCUGGAGCAAUUAACAGUUUUUUUUUUAAAUUUGUUACCUAGUCAAUUUUGAAAAUUUUAAUGCACAAGUAUUGAUUUUUUAGAAUUCCUAAACGCGGUUCGCCGAUCCGUGUAUUUUGUACUUAAUUUUUUUUUCUACUUUUACUUUCUAGAUAUAAUCUUAUCCAAGUAUAUUUUAAUACAAUAUAUAGUGAUAACGAAACGAAUAUAUUGCGAACUGUACAUUCAUGUAGUUGUACACUACCUCAUCCAUUACUGAUUUAGUUAUCGAAUUUAUUGUUUCCUUCUGCCAUUAUGAUUUAUACUAAUUAUAUUUAUAAUAACAACACGUAUUCAUGUGACUUAAAGUUGAAUAAUAUACGGAGGGAUUCAUAUUU